CGAAAUCUCACUCAAACACGGUACACAAACACCAAACAGUAAUGACUUCUGUCAAAGUCCAACUCUAGAGGAACAGAACGCACCGAGAUAUGUCGGUAGUCAGAGGGGUUGAGCUUGACCCACCCCCCCUGGGUCUGGAGGUUGAGUUUCGGACUAUCUUCACCCCUGAGGCCCUGAAUUUUGUCUCUGAACUUGCUUCUACCUUUCAACCAGAGGUGGACAAGGUUUUGAAACUGAGAGUGUUAAGGAAGGCCCAGCUGGAUUUGACAGGAGAGCUCCCAGGGUUCUGUAAAGACACCGCCCAUAUUCGAGCUGACCCUGACUGGAGAGUGAGCCCUCUUCCACCCAGACUGCGCUGUAGACACGUGGACAUCGGAGACCUGGCCCCCUGUGACACACAACGUUUUAUACAGGGCCUCAAAUCCACUGCACAGGGAAUACAGGUUGAUUUUGAUGAUGGAAACUGUCCAACAUUCCGCAAUCAGAUAAAAGGCAUCUAUAAUGUGUACCAAGCUGUGCAUAACCAGUUUCAUGAUGCCCCGCCCAUCUCACAGGCUCCUGUACUUAUGCUCCGCCCACGUGCAUGGAACAUGGUGGAACACAAUAUGAUGGUAAAUGGUAGGGAGAUACCUGGCCCGUUGUUUGACUUUGGGCUGCUGAUGUUUCACAAUGCACACUUGCUCCUUCAGAACCAAAGUGGGCCUUUCUUCUAUUUGUCCAAGGUGGAGAGUUACCAUGAAGCAAGAUUAUGGAAUCAGAUUUUCCUGUGGGGUGAAGAGAAACUUGGCAUGCCGACAGGCUGCAUAAAAGCGACUGUGUUGAUCGAAUGUGUGCUGGCGUCGUUUGAGAUGGAGGAGAUUCUUUAUGAACUCAUAGAGCACUCUGCAGGAUUAAACUGUGGCAUCUGGGAUUACUCCGCCUCUUUUGUCAAUAAAUUUGGUCAUCGAGGUGACUUUCUGCUCCCUGACCGUAGUAAAUAUGUGAACAUGGAAAAGCGUUUCUUGCGGAGUUACAUGGAUCUGCUCAUACAGACCUGCCACCGGAGAGGUACCAUAGCAACGGGUGGUAUGGCAGCACUGCUAUUGCCUGAAGACAAAGACAGCCCGCAGUACAAGACUGUCCUGGAUACUGUUACCAGACUAAAGUUACUGGAGAUCAGGGCUGGAGUUGACGGCUUCAUGGUGUAUGACAUGGAUCUGAUUGAACCCAUGCAAAAACUGUUCCUGGUCCACUGUCAAGGUGAGAACGAAAUGCAGCAGCUGCGCGAUGACCUCACCGUGACCCCUGAGGACUUGCUAACCAUGCCAGCUGGUGGAGUAACACUGUAUGGACUGAAGUAUAACAUUGCUGUGGGAAUCCUUUUUAUUGAGGCUUGGCUCUCAGGCAGAGGACAUUUCUUUUAUAAGGGCCAAGUAGAGGACUCAGCCACUGCGGAGAUCUCCCGCUCUCAGGUGUGGCAGUGGAUCCGUCACCAGGUCACGCUGGAGGAUGACGAUGUGACAGUGACGUAUGGGCUGGUACGCCGCCUAGCGCAGGGGCUGAUGGGGGAUCUGAUGGCCGUCCUCUCCUCUCACACAUACAGGGAUGAGCAGAGGCUACUCACGGCUAUGUCCAUGUUUCUGGAAAUAGUGCAGAAGAGUGACUUCCCAGAAUUCCUCACCACUUAUCUAAACCUGGACCACACUUUCCUGAGUCAACAAACCCAGCAAAAGAUGGAGAUGCUACCCAAAGCCAAGCUUUAACCUGCAUGGUGCCAGGCUACAGCUAGAAACCUCAACGCUGAAACCAAGGACGGAGGAGUUAGGAAACUCAUCGCUAAGCAGCUUCAUUUAAAGGAAGGUUAAGUUGAUUUUAAGGAAAAGAAAAUGAAUGUAUUAAUGCGCUCGUUUUCAUGGACUGAAUUGCUCCUACAAUGUCUAUGUCAUAAUUCACCAGGCAAACCCUCCUUGGAGUCACUGAAUUAUAAUGAUUCAUAAUCUGACCUGUAUGCUGACAGAGACACCUCUCCCUCCCAUUCACCAGUUCUACACCAUGUAAUCAUUAAUCUAUGGGAUUAUUCUAACUCUAAACAACAGCAGACAAACAUCAUCAGACACUGGCCACUGCACAUACAAACCUCUAGCAGUCGGACCACACUACAACCACAACCACAACUGAAUUAUCCAUCAUUUAUAUCUUCUGUAAAUUAAAAGUGACAUGCUUUCCACUCAGUCCUAAAUGCAUUUUAACCAAUGCGCCACACAGCUGUAUGAGUGUAAACGUGUUCCUGUCAGUUAACAAACACUGUGUGUGUGAAUAAAGUUGGCAUACAGAA
Molecule: messenger RNA, 2314 nt
Organism: Chanos chanos (milkfish)
Lineage: Eukaryota; Metazoa; Chordata; Actinopteri; Gonorynchiformes; Chanidae
Gene: ugl
Product: ureidoglycolate lyase
Exons: 15
Coding region: 90-1742 (550 amino acids)
Biological process (GO): glyoxylate cycle
Cellular component (GO): cytoplasm
Molecular function (GO): malate synthase activity
Source: RefSeq, a predicted model, not a curated record